UGUAAAGUCAGGAUCCUAUUGGAUAAAGGCUUCUGCAGAUCAGAUCACUCUCAGGAAGUGUGCAUCACUUUAAAGUGACGGUGACCAACGUCUGAGCAGCUGCUGAAUGUGUCCCUUCAGGAGAUCCGGGAGAUGAAAACUGUCCUCCGCCUGGCAGCAGUGGCAGUUCCCAUGGGUGUCCUGCUGUCCCGCACCAUGACGUGGAUGUCCAGCGGAAAAACGCACCCAGAGCUCAUCGGCAGACUGAGAGAUCAUGGGGUAAUUCGGAGCGACACAGUAUUUUAUGCCAUGCUGGGCACUGACAGAGGACUUUACUCCAGAGACUAUCCUUAUGCAGACUCUCCACAGACUAUAGGCUGUAGGGCGACCAUCAGUGCUCCACACAUGCAUGCACAUGCUUUGGAGUUGUUGAGCGACAAACUAGUUGAAGGGGCGUCUGCACUGGAUGUAGGCUCAGGAAGUGGCUAUCUCACCGUCUGUUUUGCAAGAAUGACGGGACCCAGUGGUAGAGUGGUUGGCAUCGAACACAUUAAUGAACUUGUUCAGAUGUCGAUAAAAAAUGUGCAAAGUGACGACCCAGAACUGCUGUCGUCUGGACGCGUAAGAUUUGUGUUUGGAGAUGGAAGACAUGGAUAUCCAGAUGGAGCACCGUAUGAUGCCAUUCAUGUUGGUGCAGCUGCAGCUACUGUUCCCAAAGCUCUCUUGGAGCAGCUGAAGCCAGGUGGGCGGUUGGUUCUUCCAGUGGGCCCAGAAGGUGGCAGUCAGGUGCUGGAACAAUACGAUCGGCAAAGUGAUGGGACCUUCUUGAAAAGGGCGCUGAUGGGAGUGGUUUACGUCCCCUUGACUGACAAGACACAUCAGUGGCCAGGAUGAACUCUGACUGCAGUGUGGUUGCUCCUACAGGAGGUGGCGAUGGUGCUGCAUCUCUGGGGUCCCAUAGUUCUCACAGUCUUGCUGAGCUUCUGGCCGUAUUAACUUAUGCUCCACUUGGGUAGCACCUAGCAAUGCAGAAGGAGGAUCAUGCUCUCUUUGUUUGGACAGAUUGUCUAAAAUAAUAAGUGACUAAAUAACAUAUCACUGGUCUACUGAUUAACUUCUUUCCAAAGUUCUUGGAUGAAGCUAACCAGUGGCAUGGAUGGCAUGGAAGUGAUUUUCAGAGGGAGAGCUUGAGAAACAGUAAAUUGUAACAACUAGAAAAGCAACAUACUGUAACUAAAACACUUUGCAUAUUAAAAUAGUCUAUAUAUUUUGCAGAAUGAGUGCUUCCUACUUACUAAUACUUUUUGAAUAGGAUAAGAAGAGAAUGAUGUGCCGAAAAAACUGAGACAUUUUUAAACAACAGAAAUAUUGUAAUUUUGUGUCUGUCAUAUUUCUUAAUAAAUGGCAGUAAAAAUGA
Messenger RNA from Girardinichthys multiradiatus, 1396 nucleotides. It is a transcript of the gene pcmtl, whose product is annotated as l-isoaspartyl protein carboxyl methyltransferase, like. Bases 133 to 873 code for a protein of 246 amino acids. The transcript has 9 exons. Gene Ontology annotation, cellular component: cytoplasm. Gene Ontology annotation, molecular function: protein-L-isoaspartate (D-aspartate) O-methyltransferase activity. Lineage: Eukaryota; Metazoa; Chordata; Actinopteri; Cyprinodontiformes; Goodeidae. The record is from RefSeq and is a predicted model, not a curated record. Gene Ontology annotation, biological process: protein modification process.